CAGCUCUCCGCGUCCUCCAGAGGCGAUGCUGGAGGUCGGAGAGACGAGCGGACGGCGCUGAGCGCAGCUAUCAUGCCGUGCGCAGGCUUAAAAGAGGGACAAAGUUUAUCCAUUCGACAUUAAACGCGCUGUUUUUCUACCGCUCUCACCCGACAACAUGGAGUACUGGAGGCAAUGUGCGAUGUGGCUGAUCAGCUGCAACGUGCUGCCCGCCAACCACCGGGUGACCGCGGACACGGCGCAGGUGUUCGACCUGGCGCAAACCCUGCGGGACGGGGUGCUGCUUUGCCAACUGCUGAACAACUUGAGACCUCACACGAUCAACCUGAAGGAGAUCAAUCUCAGGCCGCAGAUGUCACAGUUCCUGUGCUUGAAGAACAUUCGUACAUUCCUGACUUCUUGCUGUGAGGUGUUUGGGAUGAAGAAAAAUGACUUGUUUGAAGCCUUCGACCUCUUUGAUGUUCGAGACUUUGGAAAGGUUAUGGACACACUAUCCAAGCUCUCCUACACAGCAAUUGCACAGCAAGGAGUAAUCAAGCCAUUUCCAACAGAGGAAAGCCUCAAAGACGAGGACAUUUACAAUAAUCUGGAAGACUUGAUUGAUGAGAAUGCCCCUGAUGAUGAUGACGACUUGUAUGCAGUGGUCUACGGGAUGGAAGAAGACUCCGCAGAUGGAGAGAUCUAUGAAGACCUCAUGAGGAAUGAGCAGCAUCCACCCUUGAAGCAGGCAGAGGUGGACGUCCGGAGCUGCUGUCUCUCAGAGAUCAAACAGACGGAGGAGAAAUACACAGAGACCCUGGAGUCCAUCGAGAAGUAUUUCCUGAACCCUCUCAGGAAAUUUUUCUCUGCGGCUGAAAUCGACAAAGUUUUUGUCAACAUUCCAGACCUGGUUAAAGUUCACAAGAACCUGAUGGUCGACGUGCAGGACUCCAUCUUAAACAAAAAUGCCUUAAAUCUCUACCAGAUUUUCAUCAGCUACAAAGAGAGACUGCUCAUUUAUGGGAUAUACUGCAGUCAGGUGGAGAUCGCCAUUGCUGUGUUAGACUUCAUUUGCAAAGAGAAAGAGGAUGUCCGUCUAAAGCUCGAGGAGUGCUCAAAGAGAGCCAACAAUGGGAAGUUUACUCUGAGGGACCUGCUGGUUGUCCCGAUGCAGAGAGUCCUCAAGUACCACCUACUUCUUCAGGAACUAGUCAAACACACUCACGAUGCUGCUGACAAGAGCAACUUGAAGAUUGCUCUCGAUGCCAUGAAAGACCUGGCUCAGUUUGUCAACGAGGUGAAGAGAGAUAAUGAGACACUGAGGGAGAUCGACCAGUACCAGAGGUCUAUCGAAAACCUGAAUCAGCCUCUGAUCAGCUAUGGUCGACCAAAAGGUGACGGAGAGGUGCGCAUGGUCUCCAGUGUUGACAAGAGGAAACAGGACAGACAUAUAUUUCUUUUUGACGUGGCCGUCAUUGUCUGCAAGAGAAGAGGAGACAACUAUGAGAUGAAGGACAUACUUGACCUCAACAACUUCAAGAUCACAAACAACCCCAUCACCGACAGAGAGGGUAAAAAGUGGUGCUACGGGUUCUACGUGACUCACCAGCAGGGGCACGCAGGCUUUGAGCUCUUUUUUAAGACCAGAGAACUGAAGAAGAAGUGGCUGGAUCAGUUUGAAAUGGCCAUAUCAAAUAUUCGACCAGAGAAAGCCAACCACAACACCCACCAGUUCAUGAUGCACACCUUUGAAAGGAUCACUUCCUGUAGUUUCUGCCACCUCUUGCUCAGGGGCAUCUUUAACCAGGGUUACCUCUGUCUGAAAUGUGGGCUGGGGGCUCAUAAGGAGUGUCUGGGUCGACUCGGAGUCUGUGGGAGAUCAGAUUCCGCCAAGCCGAAACCCAAGGAAAACACAACACCACCAGACCCAGGUCUACCCAGGAUGGUUGUGAUCAGAGAUUACAGUGGCAUCCCCUGUCCCCAGUGCGGGCCCCCACUAAGCAUUCAUGCGGGGGAUGUCAUUGAACUGAUGUUUGCCGACCUGCACAGCUCCUGGUGGCAGGGAAAAAUUCUGGCGACAACCAAGAUUGGCUUCUUUCCAAGUGAUGCUGUGAGGCCUUGCCCAUGUGUUCCAAAACCUGUCGAUUACUCUGCCCAGCUCUGGUUUGCAGGUCCUAUGGAGAGAUACCAGGCUGAGGUGGAGCUUCUGGACCGAGAAAACGGCACCUAUCUGGUUCGACACAGGAGUAAAGAGUGCACUGAAUACGCCAUUAGUAUAAAGUUCAACGAUAAAGUCAAGCACAUUAAGAUUCUGACCAAGGAUGGCUGCUUUUACAUCGCUGAGAGUCGGCUGUUCAAGACUGUGCUGGACUUGGUGGAAUACUACAAGCAGCAUUCAUUGAAGGAGGGUUUCAGCAGUCUUGACACCACUCUGCAGGUCCCCUAUAGGGAACUGUCCAAUGGAAGCAUGCCCAAGGCCAUUACCAGGACUGUCAGUGUUCCUCUUGGCGGCUGCAGCUUUGUUCCUCCCUCCUCCUCGCCUUUCUGGUCAGUGUUUUCUCCGAGGGUGGUGGGUGUUGCAGUGGCCCGUUAUGACUUCUGCUGCAGAGACACACGGGAGCUCUCCCUGCUGCAGGGAGACAUUAUCAAGAUCUACACCAAGAUGUCCAAUGGGUGGUGGAAGGGAGAGAUCGACGGCAGGAUGGGCUGGUUCCCUUCGACCUACGUGGAAGAGGAAGACUGACUUUGUGGGAUGAAUGACUAUUCAGCGUCUAUUCAAAGCCGACCACCUCCGGCCACCGCCAUGCUGCUCAGCCACUCUCUGUGCCCUGCAAGUCAGACCUCUUUGAUGAAACCCAAAGUCUUAGACUAAAGGGGAAGCGGCGAUGCGCUCAAAGACCUUCUCCUGGCCUCUGACAGACUCUCACACGGAGCUGAUGUCAAAUCACAGAUUCCAGGAGCGUCAAGCCAUAUCUCGCCUCUCUGCGGCCCUGUCUGCCCCCGCGGCCCAAUGGGAAGUGCAUGUGCUGUACCCAGAUAACCCUACACCCACCCUUUCUGCUCACCUUGUCUUAUUAUUGAUGACUCCAUUGGCUGGUGUGAGACUCGCCUUCACUCUCAUCGUGUUUCAAUACCAGGAAGGCUCAGUCACCCAACUGGAACACAGAUCCUGCUGACAGCGCACCGCCCAGGUACCGCACCAAAUUGAAAUGCAGGAGCUGAGGAGCUUUGACUGUUGUUGGAACAUAGCCCACUUGGCUGUCCAGAUUUUGUACUUAACUUUCUAUCAAAGACUUUUAUUUUUAACAGUUUAAAUCACUGGACUGAUAUGUGAUAUUUAAAUGCAAUUGCUGAAAUGAUUCAACACUGUUUGAAAAAAAAGGAUGGAAAGAUUACAGUUCCACAGCGUGAAGGAUGGAUCUGUCAUGCGGUGUGUUUGCAACUUAAUGACUAUUAGUCUUGUGGAGCCAGAAGUGAUUUGGUCAUAUCAUUACAGAACAAGACAUCUUUAGACAAAGUAGUUGUGGAAGAAUGUUGUGGAAAGUGUUUUAAUCCAUCGCUGAUAAAGCUAUGUCUCCAAGCUUUGA
This is a messenger RNA of Anarrhichthys ocellatus (wolf-eel), 3566 nucleotides long. Its product is annotated as guanine nucleotide exchange factor VAV3-like. The transcript has 28 exons. Gene Ontology annotation, molecular function: protein binding; guanyl-nucleotide exchange factor activity. The record is from RefSeq and is a predicted model, not a curated record. NCBI's taxonomy places the organism in Eukaryota, Metazoa, Chordata, Actinopteri, Perciformes, Anarhichadidae. Gene Ontology annotation, biological process: regulation of GTPase activity; cell migration; intracellular signal transduction. Bases 158 to 2722 code for a protein of 854 amino acids. Gene Ontology annotation, cellular component: cytoplasm; plasma membrane.